AUGAGUCAGACGUCCCCCGUGGCUCCUCCUGCAACCCACACGACCACUCGCUCCGAGCCCUCAGAGUUCAUUGUACUACCCGACCUCCUCGGUGAUUGCCACUAUCGCCUACGAGUAAAUCCUCACUAUGAUAUGGUCUCUCGCGCUUCUGAACAAUGGCUGUUUGACGAAGGGCGUCUUGUAGAGCCCGAAAUCACCAAAUUCGUGGGUCUGCGCGCAGGUUACCUCACUGCAGCUUGCUACCCUGAUGCGGAUCCUUUCCAUCUCCAAGUCUGUUCAGACUUCAUGAACUGGUCGUGGAAAAUGGAUGACUGGCUCGAUGAGUUUGAUGUUGACAGUGUCUUGGGUAUGCGUGAAUGCUGUAUUUCUGCAUUCAGAGAUCCCAUCAACUUUCAUACGAACAGAACUGCUGGAAAGAUGUGCAAAUCAUUCUUCAGUCGCUUCAGGGAGACGGGCGGCCCCGGCUGUACCGAGCGAUUGAUCCACACAACGGACUUGUACUUCAUUGCUGCGGCGAAGGAGGUGGACCACCCUGCAAAGGGACACAUCCAUGAUCUUGAAUCUUAUAUCACCUUCAGGAGAGAUACGAGCGGCUGCAAAUGUUGCUUUGCCCUCAUCGAAUACGCAGCUCAGAUUGAUCUCCCAGAUGAAGUAGUGUCGCAUCCAGUCAUGAUGGCGACGGAGGGUGCAGCCAAUGAUCAUGUCUCUUGGGUCAACGAUAUAUGUUCUUACAACGUGGAGCAAUCUCGCAAUGUGUCACACAAUCUGAUUGCCCUGCUCAUGCGCGAACGAGGCCUGGACUUGCAAGACGCUGUCGAUUACUCUGGCCAGAUGUGCAAGAGUGCUAUGCAGCGUUUUGAAGACAACCGUGCUAUCCUCCCGUCGUGGGGGGAAGAGGUUGACAGACAGGUAGCCAUCUAUGUUCAAGGGCUGCAGGACUGGAUCAUCGCUAAUUACCACUGGUCCUUCGAAUCCACCCGUUAUUUUGGCAAGGAUGGGGAGGCUGUCAAGCGGGACCGAAUCAUCAAGUUACUUCCCAAGAGGCCCUUGUAG
This is a messenger RNA of Suillus clintonianus, 1053 nucleotides long. Its product is annotated as isoprenoid synthase domain-containing protein. Lineage: Eukaryota; Fungi; Basidiomycota; Agaricomycetes; Boletales; Suillaceae. The record is from RefSeq and is a predicted model, not a curated record. The transcript is spliced from 3 exons. The coding region runs from base 1 to 1053 and encodes 350 amino acids.